AUGUCUCUCUUGCUGCUUUACAUAUCAAUUAGAGUGAACAUCGAGAAGUUUCUGGAAGAUUACAGAGCCCUUAAGCCCGCUAGAUUCUCUUAUUCUGAUGUAAGAAGGAUCACUAAUCAAUUUAGUGAAAAACUGAGUGAAGGAGGCUAUGGAAUUGGUACUGUUAGAAGUGGAUCGCUGUCGAACGAAAUAAAUGUUGCAGUGAAGGUACUCAACAAUUCCACGGGAAAGGGAGAGGAGUUUGUCACUGAAGUAUGUACAAUUCGGAGAAUACACCACAUCAACGUAGUCCGGUUGGUGGGCUUUUGUGCUGAAGGAUUCAGAAGAGUUCUCGUAUACAAAUUUCUGCCAAAUGAUUCACUGGAAAAGUUCAUUUUCCAAGCAGAUCUCAAGAGAUAUUCCGUUGGUUGGCCAAAGCUCCAAGAUAUUGCACUAGGCAUCGCCAAAGGCAUCGAAUAUCUUCACCAAGGAUGUGAUCAACAAAUCCCCCAUUUCGACAUCAAGCCCCACAACAUAUUAUUGGACCACAACUUCAUUCCCAAGAUCUGUGAUUUUGGCCUAGCCAAGCUGUGCUCCAAGGAACAAAGCGCAGUAACAAUGAUGGCUGCCAGGGGAACGAUGGGCUAUAUUGCACCUGAAGUAUUGUCGAGGACUUUUGGUAGGGUGUCGUAUAAGUCGGAUGUGUAUAGUUUUGGAAUGUUGUUGCUUGAAAUGGUAGGAGGCCGGAAAAACGUCGAUCAUGAAGCAAAUAGCAAACAAGUGAACUUUCCGCAGUGGAUUUAUAAUCAUUUGAAUGUAGGAGAAGAUCUUUGGCAAAACAUUGAGCAAGAAGAAGACAGAAGCAUAGCAAGGAAAGUUACUAUUGUUGGACUUUGGUGCAUCCAGUGGCAUCCAACAGAUUGUCCGUCCAUGAAAGUAGCGGUUCAAAUUGGACAUAAUCUCGAUAUGCCUCCAAACCCCUUCCCAGCUACAAAUGCGACCAGUUCUGCUGCAGGAAUACGCGGAACACAGUAUCAAAAUGCGUUGCCACUCAUAUUAGAAUCAGAGUGA
Molecule: messenger RNA, 1050 nt
Organism: Sesamum indicum (sesame)
Lineage: Eukaryota; Viridiplantae; Streptophyta; Magnoliopsida; Lamiales; Pedaliaceae
Source: RefSeq, a predicted model, not a curated record